This is a messenger RNA of Linepithema humile (Argentine ant), 1750 nucleotides long. Lineage: Eukaryota; Metazoa; Arthropoda; Insecta; Hymenoptera; Formicidae. The record is from RefSeq and is a predicted model, not a curated record.
UUUGUAUUCUAAUAUGCAUUUUUAAAUAUUUAAUAUAAUAGCACUCUGUGAAAUUACUCAUAUACAAUAUUACUAUCUUUCUAAACUCUAUCAGACAUAUUUUACGAAUUUUACUUUUUUUACUUUAUGUUUCUUUCACUUUAUCUUACACUGAAAAAAAAGAACAAUAGCAGAAACCAUAAUCAAUGAUGUUUUUUGGCGUCAAAUAUUUUUCUAAAUGUUCUAUGAUAACUAUAUAAUUGGCUAUAUGUUUCGUAAUACUAUACGUAAAAAAAAUUAUUAUUGCUAACAUUACACUAACAAUUUCUAUAGAAUUAUCUAUUAAAGUAUCGUGACUAUAAUUGUUAUACCAUGCAAUUAUAGUUCAAAAUAUAUCAAGCACUUUUCUUUCAGUGUAUCAUGGUUUCUUCUAUAUCUUUUCAGUGCAAAUUACUGUAAUCGUUAUUAUAUGCCUUUCUCUGUUAUAAAAAUUAAGAACUAUGUGUUGCAAAUGUAUGUUUUACUAUCAACAAAUAUUUUUUUCAGAAUUUUUUUUUCUGUAUAGAAAAAUAAAUAUGAUAUUCCAAAAGCUUUUAACAAAUGUCGAAAUAAUGUUAAUCGCUACAAUAGCACUUUGCACUGCUAUCAAUACUGAAAAUGACACUGCAGUUCAUUAUCAUUUAUCGGAUUACAUAAUACCAUUGCAUUACGAUGCUAAUUUAAGAUUUGACUACAAAAUAAACGAUAUUAUUGGUAAAUGUAAUAUAACUAUAGAUAUUAAUCGUCAAAUAGAAAAUAUAACUCUGUAUCCAGUGACUUUCGCUAUAAUGAAGAUUGUUUUGUAUGACAACCUUCUUAGUCAAAAAGUUCACAUUCCAAAGUAUUCAUUUAAUGAACUAAACAUGUUUAUAAUUGAUUUUACCAAGACGCCAAAACUACAAAAAUUUUUACCACCCGGAAGAUAUACUUUAAUGAUAGCAUAUAUGCGUCACCUAAAUAAUAACAAAGAAUACUUUAUUCAAUCUUUAUUCUCCGAUAAAACACUGGACAACAUGUUAAAUGUGAAAGGUUUUGAUAUAAUGAUUGCUCGACAACUAUUCCCAUGCUGGGACGAGAUAGCACUUAAUUCCACAUUUAAAAUUUCUAUCAUGCAUCAUAAAAACUACACAGCUUUAUUAAAUAUGCCUAUACAAACAACAGAAAAUGACAAACGUGACAUGAUGUGGACACAUUUUGAGAAAUCACCUACAAUGUUCAUUCAACAUAUAAAAGUUGUGAUAACUACAUUCGUUAACAUUUCUACUUCGGUUGCAAAUGUUACAUUUUGGAGUAGAAGAAAUGUAACAAACCGUUUGAAAUUAGUGAAAUGUAUUGCCCAACAAGUUCUAUACUUUUUGAAACGUGAAAAUACUAUAGACAAAUUACCAAAAAUAGACUAUGUUGCAUUCUGGGAUACUCAACAUAAUAACAGUGUAACAUGGGGACUGAUUUUACAAAGGUAAUAUUCAGAACUAAAAUGAAUUAAUACAAAAUGUAAAAUUAUUGCAUAAUUUAAUUUUAAAACUGAAAUAUAUACAUAUUUUUAUGUCACAAUGUAUAAAUUAGGAAAUAGCUGAAAUCUAUAGAAUUUUACUUGCGUCACAUUAAGAAGACAUCAUUGUCUUCAGUUUAGAUCAAAAUUUGAAAUAAUCAUUCUUUAUGUCAAAUCGGAUUAUAAUUUAGCUUUAGUUUUAAAAGCAUGCAAAAUAAUUGUGCGUUUUAGGUUACACAA